Molecule: messenger RNA, 1413 nt
Organism: Paraphaeosphaeria sporulosa
Lineage: Eukaryota; Fungi; Ascomycota; Dothideomycetes; Pleosporales; Didymosphaeriaceae
Product: MFS general substrate transporter
Exons: 3
Coding region: 1-1413 (470 amino acids)
Biological process (GO): transmembrane transport
Cellular component (GO): membrane
Molecular function (GO): transmembrane transporter activity
Source: RefSeq, a predicted model, not a curated record
AUGGCCUGUGAUGCGUACUAUUUGGAGCAUAAUGUUUUGCACCCACCGGAGGACCGUUGCUCGCUUCGAGAGAUCGGGGCGCGAACUGCACGAGAAGUCGCCAUUGUUGGGAUGUCGACAACAUUCUUUGGCGUUGCGAAUUUACUGGUCGCUACGUGGUGUAUCAAGAAGCUAGGUGUGAAGCAAGCACUGCUGAUACAGAUCUUCUGGCCAGCCGUGAGACUUGCGAUACAGAAUUUGGGCGCGAUGACCGGUGGCAGCAAAGGCAUCCUCAUCUUUCAGGCGAGUCAGAUUAUCACCAUCAUUGGAGGUCCUAACGGCUAUGUCCUUGCGUUGAACUCGUUUGUGACAGAAAUCGUCAACCCGGAAGAACGGACGGGAGCUUUGGGUCAGAUCCAAGGCUAUAUGAUGAUUGGCUCAGCUAUUGGAUUUCUCGUUGGAGGCGUUCUUGGAGAUGCAUUCGGCAUCCUGGCACCCUUUCGCAUUACGCUCCUCCUUUUUUUGCUGUGUUGCGUAUACGUCGCGAUCGCCUUACCGGUGUUACCGCGAGCCGACCCAAACAAUACAGACACGAGGCAGAAGUCUGUAGGACUGAUGCGCUUCUUUGGACCGCUACGGAUUUUCACUCCUCAGAAGUGGACACUGAAAGACGGACGGACAAGCACGCAGUUUGGUGCAUUAAUGUUGGGUAUCGGCGUAUUCCUGGCUAUUCUCGCAACAGGUUACCUCGUUACCCUGCUGCAGAUGUAUGCCACUACUGCAUUUGGAUUUGGCACUUCAGCCAACGGCUACUUGAUCUUCAUGUACUCAUCACUGCGAGGACUGUACCUAUCUCUCGCAUUUCCGCGCAUCAUCAAAAUCGGACGCAAGUGGCUGCAGCCUCCGACCAGCGAAUCAUCCAAGAUCGAGACGGCCGCAUCAGAGCCUGUUGGAACAUCGGCUAGCGAGAUUGAGAUUGCGGAUUCCAUGGACGCGGAGACUGAGCCGCUCAACCCGCCACAGCGAGAGAAUGAGGAGGAAACCUUUGCAUUCGAUUUACUGUAUGCGCGAUGCAGCCUGCUCGUGGAUGGUAUCUUAACCGGCCUCUGUGUCUUCGUCUCGGAAGGAUGGCAGAUGUAUAUGGUAGCUGUGGUAUUGCCACUUGCAGCAGGCACAGGAUCCGCAUCGAAGGGCAGCAUACUUCAGAUGAUUGCGAGCAAAGACCGUGUAGAUGCCUUGAGUGGUAUCACGCUUGUGGAGAACGUGGCAAGGCUGUCGACUAUAUCCGUCUUCGGGUUCGUGUUUGCGGCACUGGCAGAAGUCGGAAAGACGCAUCUUGUAUUCGUGUGCAACGCGGGAGUUGCUCUUAUAGGAUUUAUCGCCCUACUGUUCUCACGUUUUCCGCCUGAUGGGGCAAGAAGGAUCGAUAUCUAA